This is a messenger RNA of Salvia hispanica, 1580 nucleotides long. The record is from RefSeq and is a predicted model, not a curated record. NCBI's taxonomy places the organism in Eukaryota, Viridiplantae, Streptophyta, Magnoliopsida, Lamiales, Lamiaceae.
UUUAUAAUGCAGGGAUUUGGAGAUCAGAUUUUUCAAGUUGAGAGCUCUCAAUCUGGUUUGGAAAUUCAGAAAGAUGGAAAUAAAGAGUUUGAUGAUGAUGGGAAGCCUAAGAGAACAGGGAACGUUUGGACUGCAAGUGCACAUAUUAUUACAGGAAUCAUAGGUUCUGGAGUUCUGUCACUAGCAUGGGGUGUUGCACAGCUUGGGUGGAUUAUUGGCGUUGCGACUCUUGUCAUCUUCUCCGGUAUCACAAUAUACACCUCUAGCCUCCUUGCAGAUUGCUAUCGAUCCCCACUUACCGGGAAACGCAACUAUACUUACAAGGAAGUCGUCAAGAACAACCUUGGCCGGGUGAUGUAUAUGUUUUGUGCAGCAGUUCAAUAUGUGAACUUAACGGGGAUGGUGAUUGGAUACACCAUCACUGCAUCGAUAAGCAUGGCUGCUAUCCAGAAAUCGGAUUGCUUUCAUAGCCGAGGCCAUGAGGCUUCUUGCAGUGUUUCUCACAAUCCAUACAUGAUAGGAAUGGGAGUUCUUGAGAUUUUCUUGUCUCAAAUCCCAAACUUCCAUAAGCUGUCGAUGCUCUCUGUCGUUGCAGCUGUCAUGUCCUUUGCUUACGCGUCUAUAGGCGCUGGCCUCGCCUUUGCAAAAGUUGUUUCAGGUGAUGGGCACGGGGGAAGAACCUUGCUCACUGGUGUAGAAAUCGGGGCCGGUCUAACAGCAGCUGAGAAGAUUUGGAGGAUGUUUAGAGCCUUUGGUGAUAUUGCUUUUGCUUACACUUAUUCUCAAAUCUUGGUUGAAAUUCAGGAUACACUAAAAGAAAGCCCUCCUGAAAACCAAGUGAUGAAGAAGGCCAAUCUUGUUGCUGUGUCAACUACUACAGCUUUCUACAUGAUGUGUGGCUGCUUCGGUUACGCUGCAUUUGGCACUGAUGCGCCUGGGAAUCUACUAACGGGCUUCGGAUUUUACGAGCCCUUUUGGCUCGUAGACAUCGCCAAUGCCUGCAUUGUGCUACACUUAAUUGGAGCAUAUCAGGUAUUUGCUCAACCGAUUUAUAGCGUGGUGGAGUCGUGGGCGAGGAGGAAGUGGCCGGAGUCGGAGGUGGUGACGAGAGAGUACACCAUAAGCCUUGACAAAAAGCAAAGUCUUGUGAUUAGCCUCAACCUUUUUAGAUUGAUAUGGAGAAGUUUGUUUGUGAUUUUUGCAACGUUUAUUGCGUUGUUAAUGCCCUUUUUCAAUGAUGUAUUAGCUUUGCUAGGAGCAUUAGGGUAUUGGCCUUUGACAGUGUAUUUCCCCAUAGAAAUGUACAUUGCCAAGAAUAGGAUUGGGAGGUGGACCCGGAGGUGGCUCGGCCUCCAACUCAUCAACUCAAUGUGCUUUCUCGUUGCCGUGGCCGCGACCUGCGGCUCGCUACAAGGGCUCGGUAAGGCGCUCAUGACCUACGAGCCUUUCAAGGUUAAGGACUAGGAUGUCCAUCUUGUGAAUUGUGAUGGAUUUUUAAGAAGUAUUGUUAGCUGAGAUGGUACUUGACCACCUUUAUGUAACUGCUCCAUCCUUAAUUUUGUAAUCUAGAUUGGGGAUAA